GAAGAGAUAGUAAUCUCAUUUUAUUUCAGCCACAAAUCCGUCUCUGUCGACCGAUAAAAGUAUGACAAAUAAAACAGAUAAAAAUAGAGGAUUCAAGACCGCCGAUGAUGGGCGUCUUAUUAUAGAUGCUAAUGAUGAUUCUUCAGAUAGUGAAAGAGAAAAUAAAAAGAGGAAGAAAUUCAUUUCUUUAUCCGAUACAGAUGAAGAUAGUGAAGAAGAUAUGAGUUCAGCGGAAACCGCUAUUUUGACAAACAGGAAACGUAAGAGAAACACUACCGACAGUUUAAAAAGUGGAUUUAGUGGUAAAAGUCAGCCACCUUCCAAAUACAAACCUGGAGGUUCAGGAAUUCAUAGAGAUGUAUCAACUUCAUCUAUGUACAGUGGUACUGGCGGCUCUGAAUACAAAGCAAAGAAGGCCGGAGGUGAUAUAAAAAAGAAAGACAAAGCCGAUCCCUAUGCCUACUUACCAUUAAAACGCAAUUUCUUAAAUAAAAGAAAAAAGGCCAAACUCCGAGGUCAGUUUAAAAAUAUUGUAAAAUCUGCAAAGAUCGGCGCAAAAAAAGGAUCAAAGGCGAAUAAAAAAAUAAAAAAACAAUAAAUACUUAGAUUGUAUUUAAUAAUUUAUUGGAAAUUAAAUGUUACAGUAAAAUAAAGUAGAAAACUAUUUUUUUUUGUGCUAAUUACUGCAAAUUUUGGGAGAUAUUCAAUCGCAAUAUUUGAAGGCAAAAUAACAGCAUCAAACAAAAAGUUGAAUUAUAAAAAUGCAAUUACU
Molecule: messenger RNA, 772 nt
Organism: Agrilus planipennis (emerald ash borer)
Lineage: Eukaryota; Metazoa; Arthropoda; Insecta; Coleoptera; Buprestidae
Product: RRP12-like protein
Exons: 3
Coding region: 62-598 (178 amino acids)
Source: RefSeq, a predicted model, not a curated record